GAGGAAAAUAACGGAAAACAAAGUGAGAAAGACGCAAACGGCGAGUCGUUGUUUCAUUAUCUGAUCACAAGCGAUCCCUUCUUCCUUUCUCUCUCCUCUCUUCUCCUCUCAUCGAAUUAAAUAACCUCGCCUUUCCAAUCGCUUCUUUUUAUGCUACCGGAAGCGCGAUAAUUGAUCUUUGUUCUUCCUUUGUUUGGCUUUUCGAUUCGAUUUGUUUUUUGAGAAAUCCAUCCAGAAAGCUUCGAUUUUUAUCUUUUGGAUUCUUUUUGGUGUUGGAAUCCGUUUUCGAUUGAAAGAUUUUGUUUUGUUUUGAUCGUGCGUUGUUUCUAGGGGUUUGGGAAGAGAUUUUGAAGGGUGAGCUUCUGAUGGAGAACUUGAUCACCUAGAGGAAGGAUUUGGGCUGUUUCUUCUUUGAUAAGGUCGAAAGCAACAGCCUGGGUUAUGAUCGGAGGUCACCGGAUUGUUGAAGCUAGGAUUCUGUUUAGUUCUCGGCUUCUUUCUCUCGGCUUCCCGGAGGGGUUCGGGGGUGGGGGAUGAGGAACGAUGUACAGAGGCCUCAGGGAGGUGCUGUGCCGAGGAACGGACGGGGCAACAGCGGCUUCUUCUCUCUCCGCUCGCUGUCAAACUACAUAAGGGUUGUCUCCUCCGGAGCCUCGACGGUCGCAUCGACCGUCCGAUCGGCAGGGGCGUCUGUUGCAUCCUCCAUUGCGGACCGUGAUGAUGCCGGACUUGAUCAGGUGCACUGGGCUGGAUUUGACCAAUUAGAAUGUGAGGGUGACGUCCUGCAGCAGGUUCUGUUGCUGGCUUAUAAGUCUGGUUUUCAGGUUUGGGAUGUUGAGCAGGCAGAUGAUGUAAGACAGCUAGCAUCCAGACAUGAUGGUCCUGUUUCAGUUUUGCAAAUGCAAAAGAAGCCAAUUUCAACAAAGGGAUCUGAAGAUAAAUUUGCAGAUGUCCGUCCCUUACUGGUUGUUGCUGGAAAUGGACCAUUUUCUGGAAAUGGAAACAAUGCUGAUGGAUUUGCUUCUUCUUGCAAUGGGAGUGCUGGUGGUUGCCAGGAGCUGGGAAAUGACAAUCCAUUACCAACAUUUGUCCACUUUUAUUCAUUAAGGAUGCAUAAUUAUGUGCAUGUCUUGAAGUUCAGGACUGCUAUCUACUCAGUAAGAUGCAGUCCUCGAGUUGUUGCCGUUUCACAAGCCUCCCAGAUACAUUGUUUUGAUGCUGCAACCCUGGAGAGAGAAUAUACUAUUCUUACUUGCCCUAUAGUUUCUGGAAUUCCUGGCUGUGGAGGUAUAGGCUAUGGACCUCUUGCUGUGGGUCCUAGGUGGUUGGCCUAUAGUGGAAGUCCAGUCGCAGUUUCAAAUACUGGCCGUGUCAGCCCGCAACACCUCAGUCCUAUUACAGGUGUGUCAACAUCUCCUUCAAAUGGAAGUCGUGCACACUAUGCAAAAGAAUCAAGUAAGCAACUUGCUGCUGGCAUAGUGACACUUGGAGAUAUGGGAUAUAAGAAGCUGUCCAAGUACUGCUUGGAACUUCUGCCUGAUAGCAAUGGUUCAGUUACACGGAGCUCUGGCCCAAAAAUUAAUGGUACCAUUAAUGGGCAUUUGUCAGACACAGGAUAUGCUGGAACGGUCAUUGUUCGAGAUAUUGUUUCUAAAUCAGUUGUGGUUCAGUUUAAAGCACAUAGAAGUCCUAUUUCUGCAUUAUGCUUUGAUCCUAGUGGGACAUUAUUAGUGACAGCUUCUAUUCAUGGUCACAACAUCAAUAUUUUCCGCAUAAUGCCUUCUCUGUGUGGAAGUUCAUCUGAAUCUGAUGCAAAUGGGUCAUAUAUUCAUCUUUACAGGUUGCAACGUGGCAUCACAAAUGCGGUUAUACAGGACAUAAGUUUCAGUGAUGACAGCCAAUGGAUAAUGAUCAGUUCCUCAAGAGGAACUAGUCAUUUAUUUGCAAUAUCUCCUUUGGAAGGGACUACAAACCUUCAGUUCAGUGAGAGUAAUUUUACAAGUAUCAGUUGUGGAACUGAUUUAGCAACUAUAGCAGUUCAUUGGCCGCAUAGCUCAUCUUCAAUAAAGCAUAAUCAGCAGAGGCCUUUUGCAUCUCGCCCCCCUGUCACAUUAUCAGUUGCAAGCAGAAUAAGGAACGGGAGCAAUGGAUGGAAAGGUGCUGUCACUGGUGCUGCUGCAGCUGCCACAGGCAGAGUCAGUCUUUCUGGGGCUAUUGCUUCAGCUUUCCAUAACUGCAAGGGUUCUGGUCUUUAUUCUGAUAACAGCUCAUUAAGGACAAAAUAUAACUUGCUUGUUUUCUCUCCUUCUGGCUCUAUUAUACAGUAUAUGCUGCGUCAGUCCAGUGGAGGGGAUUCUGGCAUUGAUCUGUCAGGGUUAAGCACUGUUUCUCAUGGAUCAUCACCAGAAACUGAUGCAAAGUUAGUUGUUGAGGCACUUCAGAAGUGGGAUGUUUGUCACAAGCGGGGCAGGAGAGAUCGAAGUGACAAUGUUGAUAUAUAUGGUGAUCAUGGAAAUGGAGAAAGCACUAAACUUCUCCAGAAAGGCACAAAGAAGGUAACUAGUAUCUAUCCUGCUGAAAGUGCUACAGAUAUGAUAAAACUCAGUGCGGUAGAAAAUCAUCACUUGUAUAUAUCUGAGGCUGAGUUGCAGAUGCAUGCAGACCAUGUUCCAUUAUGGGCGAAGUCUGAGAUAUGCUUUCAAGUGAUGAUGGAUCAAAAUAUUAAAGCAGACAAUAGUAAUAUGUUGUCUGGGGAAAUUGAGAUAGAAAGGAUCCCAACCCGCCACAUUGAAUCUAGGUCAAACGAUCUUAUACCAGUUUUUGACUAUAUCCAAACAUGCAGAUGCCGGCAAUCAAGAAAUAGCCCACUGCUGUGCCAAAAACUCUGGACCGCAGAAGGAGGAAUGCUCUCAUGCAGAAGCAGCUGUUGUUUGCUGGACUGUAUGUCUGAAAAUUCUGCAGUGACUGAGCUUCCCAAUGCCAUUGACAAGAAUGGUCGGAAUCAAACCUCGGAAGAAUUUAAGGAGGGCUUUGUAAAUAACCAUAUGGAUAGCUCAACAUGAAAAGUCAACUUGACUUUGUAAAUUAUAGUGAGGGCCUGAAGAUGGAGGCCCAGUUCCGAGUCUGUAGAUAACAAGAGAACCUGGAAGACCGAAACCCACUUCGAGGAUUAAUGAUAAUGACAUUGACUAAGGUCAGUGGUUAGAGAGGCUUAUGGAAUGCUUAGAUCUUUCUCAGGUGUGUAGCAGCUAUUCUUUUAUUCUACCCUGAGAUAUUAACUUGUGUUUAUAUAUACAUACAUACAGACAUACAUGUGGCAAUGUAAAGCAAAGUAAGAGGGGUCCAACUGUGAAGCGGAAGCACUUCACUUUGCGAAGUUGGGGAUUCCAUUUCUGCCAAACAUUUGUAAAUGAAGCAAUUUCUUGAUUACAUUUUUAAUAAGCAUCUGUAAUGUGUAAAUAAUGACAAUGGACGUAAUGUGUUUCAGUAUCUAUAAGAAUAUAUACUGAUGCAUGUUGUGAUUGAAGGGUUACCAAGGUUUUCGAUAUUAGGAUUAUUUGUUGGAAGAGUUGUUUGGUACAGGGUCUCGUCUAGUGGCUUGUCAUCACCACAUUGUUUGUCCAUGAUUUUAAACCAUGUUUUCGAUAA
Phoenix dactylifera (date palm) is the source of this 3648-nucleotide messenger RNA. Its product is annotated as autophagy-related protein 18f-like. Lineage: Eukaryota; Viridiplantae; Streptophyta; Magnoliopsida; Arecales; Arecaceae. The record is from RefSeq and is a predicted model, not a curated record. Gene Ontology annotation, molecular function: protein binding. Gene Ontology annotation, biological process: autophagy; response to starvation. Gene Ontology annotation, cellular component: cytoplasm.